AUGGCAAACGUUACACCAGUUCAGCUGGAUAACCUGGAGGCCCAGCAGCAAUUCAGCAGUACCCGGUGGGAGGGCACAGACCACCCCCAGCCCCGGCCUCGGGAGGAGGCCACCGCCACAUUCAAGCUCUUUGAAUGCUCACGGAUCAAGGCGCUCGCUGAUGAGCGCGAUGCAGUGCAGAAGAAGACUUUCACCAAGUGGAUCAACUCCCACCUGGGCCAGGUCUCCUGCCGAAUUGGCGACCUCUAUACAGACCUGAGGGAUGGCUACCUCCUGACCAAGCUGCUGGAGGUUCUGUCUGGGGAGCAACUGCCCAAGCCCACCCGGGGGAGGAUGCGGAUCCACUCCCUGGAAAACGUGGACAAAGCCCUGCAGUUCCUGAAGGAGCAGCGAGUCCACCUGGAGAACGUGGGUUCUCAUGACAUUGUGGAUGGCAACCACCGCCUGACCCUAGGCCUCAUCUGGACCAUCAUCCUGAGAUUCCAGAUCCAGGUGAUUAACAUUGAAACAGAAGACAGCCGAGAGACCCGCUCGGCCAAGGAUGCUCUAUUGCUCUGGUGCCAGAUGAAGACAGCAGGCUACCCCGAAGUUAACAUUCAGAACUUCACCACCAGCUGGCGGGAUGGACUGGCCUUCAGCGCUCUCAUCCACAAGCACAGGCCGGAUAUUAUUGAUUUCAAGAAGCUGACCAAAUCCAACGCGGUCUACAAUCUCCAGCAGGCCUUCAAUACAGCAGAGCAGCAACUGGGUCUAGCUAAAUUGCUGGACCCAGAGGAUGUCAACGUGGAGCAUCCGGACGAGAAGUCUGUUCUAACCUACGUGGUUUCUUUCUACCAUUAUUUCUCCAAGAUGAAGGCGCUGGCUGUGGAGGGGAAGCGGAUAGGAAAGGUGCUGGAUCAAGUGCUGGAGAUCGAGAAGAUCAUAGAGCGGUAUGAGUCUCUCGCCAGUGAGUUAUUGGAGUGGAUCGAGAUAACCAUCCCCAUCAUCACCAGCCAGAAGUUUGCCAACUCCCUGGCUGGGGUCCAACAGCAGCUGCAAGCCUUCACUGCCUUCUGCACCCUGGAGAAGCCCAUCAAGUUUCAGGAGAAGGGGAACCUGGAGGUCUUGCUGUUUUCCAUCCAGAGCAAACUCCGUGCCAACAAUCGCAAACUCUAUAUCCCCAAGGAGGGAAGGAGCAUCUCGGACAUCAACAAGGCCUGGACGCGGCUGGAGAAGGCAGAGCAUGAACGGGAAGUGGCCCUCCGCACCGAGCUCAUCCGCCAGGAGAAGCUGGAGCUGCUGGCCCAGCGCUUCGACCACAAGGCAGUCAUGCGGGAAGCGUGGCUGAAUGAAAACCAGCGGCUGGUCUCUCAGGACAACUUUGGCUGUGACCUGCCUGCCGUAGAAGCUGCCAUGAAGAAGCACGAGGCUAUUGAGGCAGACAUCUCCUCCUACCAGGAGCGCAUCCAGGUGGUGCUGGAGCUGGCCCACGAAGUGGAGUCCGAGGGCUAUUAUGACAGCCGGCGCAUCAUUGCCCAGAAGGACAACAUCCUGCGACAGUGGGGACUUCUGACGGAGUUGGUCAGUGCCCGGCGCGUCCGGCUGGAACAGAACGUCGCCCUGCAGAAGAUCUUCCAGGAGAUGGUGUACAUGAUCGACUGGAUGGAGGAAAUGCAGGCCCAGCUGGCCUCGAAGGAGUUUGGGAAGCACCUUCUGGAAGUGGAGGACUUGCUGCAGAAGCACAGCUUGCUGGAGGCUGAUCUUUCUGCACAGCGGGACCGAGUCCAGGCCCUCAACGCCGCAGCCCUCAAGUUCUCAGAACUGCAAGGCUACCAGCCCUGUGACCCCCAGAUUAUCUGCAAUCGGGUCAGUCACGUCCAAGGCUGCCAGGAGCGGCUGCAGGAGCUGGCUUCCAAGCGGCGGAAGGAGCUGGAGGCAUCCCGCCAGCUGUGGUCCUUCCUCCAGGGGUUGGAGGAGGCAGAGGCCUGGGCGUGGGAAAAGGAGCGCAUCCUGUCGUCCUCCCAGAGCUACGGCAAGGACCUGGAUGGCGUGGCCAAGCUGCUCAGCAAGCACAACCUUUUCCUAGGCGAGCUGAGUGGUCGCCGUUCCUUGCUGCAGGCCGCCAUGCGGCAGGGGGAGCAGAUCCUGCUGCGAAAGCGCUUCGGCCUGGGCAGCGUGCAGGAGAAGAUCCGGGACGUGCGCCUGCGCUGGAAAAAGCUGGAGGGGCUGGCAGCCAGCCACCUGCAGAAGCUGCAAGGGGCCCUGAGCUUCCACCGGUUCAGCGCCGACACGGGCGACCUGCUGGCCUGGCUGCAGGACGCCUACCGCCUGGUCUCCAGUGACGACUUUGGGCACGACGAGCACUCCACCCGGUCACUGGUCAGAAAGCACAAGGGGGUGGCGCAGGAGAUUGACAAGCACCGGGCGGUGGUUCUGGCCCUGCGGAAGCAGCUGGCCGCCCUGGCCCCCGAGUACCACGAGACGAUGGACGUGCAGAUCCGCAUUGUGGAAGUGGAGCAGCUGUACGAGGAGGUGGCGGAAGUGGCCGUGCUGCGGCGGCAGUGGCUGCAGGACGCCCUGGCCGUGUACCACCUGUUCGGCGAGGUGAACGCCUGCGAGAUCUGGAUCGAUGAGAAGGAGCAGUGGCUCGGCCGGACAGACGUGCCCAAGAAGCUGGAGGACGUGGAGGCAAUCCAGCACCGGUUUGAAAGCCUCGACCAGGAGAUGAACAGCCUGAUGGGUCGUAUUCUGGAUGUUAACCAAAUUGCGCAGCAGCUGGUUGAUGGGGGCCACCCUAGCUCCUCUGAAGUCCGAUCCUGCCAGGACCAUCUCAACAGCAGGUGGAACCGGGUGGUGGAGCUGGUGGAGGAGAAAAAGGAUCACCUCAGCUCCAUCCUGAAGAUCCAGAACUAUCUGCUGGAGUGCAGAGAAAUCAAGUCUCAGAUCCGGGAGAAGCGCAAGGCCAUUGAGUCCACCCAGUACAGCAGUGGCGACCUGGGCAGUGUCCUGUCCCUCCAGCGCCGCCUCUCCACCAUAGAGGCAGCCCUGGUGCUCCUGGAGCCCCGGCUAAUUGAGCUUCAGCAAGAGGGGGAGUUGCUGGCCAACACCCACCCCACCCAGGCUGUGGAGAUCCUGAUGCAUUUUGAGGAGAUCAGCGAGGAGUGGGAGGCCUUGAAGAAGACGCUGCAGGGCUGCGAGGACUCGCUUACCGUAGCCAGCAGGCUGCAGCAGUUCAUCCAGGACCUGGACAGCUUCCUGACCUGGCUGGUGAAGACGCAGGCAGCCGUGGCCUCGCCUGCGGAGGAACUGCCAGGCAACCUCCUGGAGGCCGAGCGGCUGCUGCACCAGCACGCUCUGCUCAAGGAGGAGAUCAGCCGCUACGAGGAGGAUUAUGCCAAGAUCCAGGCCGUCAACGAUGUGCUGGCACUGGAGGAAGCUGACCUGCCCUACCUCUCUCUCCAGCAGUGGCUGCAGAAGCUGGAUGUAGGCUGGAACAAGCUGCUGGAGAUGUGGGAGCACCGCCGGGAGGUCUUGGUGCAGGCACAUAUCUUCUUCCUCUUCCUGCGCGAUGCCAAGCAGGCUGAAGUUUGUCUGUACAACCAGGAAGCGACGCUGGCCCACGCAGAGCUGCCCGCCACAGUGGAAGCGGUGGAGAAGGCCAUCAAGAAGCAGAAGGAGUUCAUGACAACCAUGGAGCUCCAGAUGCAAAAGACCACCUUGGCUGUCAAGGCUGGCGAGAGCCUGAUUCGGCAGGGCAACCUUUAUGCUGAGCGGGUGAAGGACAAAAUGGAGACCCUCCGGGCAAAGAGCGGACAGAAUGUCCAGCUGGCCAACGCCUGGAUGCAGCGCCUGAGUGACCACCUGGAGCUGCAGCGCUUUUUGCAAACCUGCCAUGAGCUGCAUGGCUGGGUGGCUGAGAAAGAGGCGCUGAUGGCCGGCGAGGCGCCUCGUGACAAGGACGCGCCGUCAUGGAAGCCGCCGCCGCCGCCGCAGCGGGCACCCAAGCGCUGGCUUCGGCACCGCGCGUUCGUGGCCGAGCUGGCCCAGAAUAAGGAGUGGCUGCACAAGAUCGAGAAGGAGGGGCAGCAGCUGAUCCAAGAGAAGCCAGAACUGGCAGAAACCGUGCGGAAGAAACUCGGGGAGAUCCAACAGUGCUGGGCAGAACUGGAGUCGGCCACCCAGGCUAAAGCACAGCAGCUGCUGGAAGCCGCCCAGGCUGACCGCUUAGCGCAGAGCUACGCUGAGCUUGACAAGCAGCUCCUCCACAUGGAGGGCCAGUUGCAAGCUGUGGACACAGGGCCGGACCUCACCAGUGUUAACAGCAACCUCAAGAAGCUGCAGACCAUGGAGACGCAGGUGGAGGAGUGGUCCAAGGAGGUGGGGGAGCUGCAGGUCCAGGUGACUGCUCUGCCCCUGGAGACAGCCAGCAAGGAGAUGGUGGACGAGAGGCAGAACGCAGUGGGGGCGCGGAUUGUGCGCCUGAUCGAGCCCCUCAGGGAGCGCCGGAGGAUCCUGCUGGCCUCUAAGGAGCUGCACCAGAUCAGCCACGAUCUGGAGGACGAGUUGAUCUGGGUCCAGGACCGCCUGUCGCUGGCCAUGCUGAAAGACCAGGGGCACAACCUGCAGACAGUCCAGCAGCUGAUCAAGAAGAACCAGAACCUGCGCCGAGAGAUCCAGGUGCACAAGCCCCGCAUGGAGGAGGUGCUGGAGCGUGCUGGCAGCAUCGCCUCCAUCAAGAGCCCCGAGGUGGACUCGGUGCGACUGCUGUUGGAGAAGCUCUCCGAACUGUGGGGGCUCCUGCAAGAGGAGACGGAGCAGCGGCAGCAGCUGCUGGAUGCCACCUACCAAGCGGAGCAGUACUACUUCGAUGUGGGGGAGGUCGAAGCCUGGCUGAGCGAGCAAGAGCUCUUUAUGAUGAGCGAAGAGAAAGGCAAGGAUGAGCAGAGCACGCUGCAGCUGCUGAAGAAGCAUCUGAUGACUGAGCAGACGGUUGAGAACUACGCGGAGACCAUCGCCCAGCUGUCACGGCAGUGCAGGUCACUGCUGGAGCUGGGCCAUGCAGACAGCGAGCAGGUCAGCAGGAGGCAGUCCCGGGUGGACCGGCUCUACGUGUCCCUGAAGGACCUGGUGGAGGAGCGCAAGGCCAGCCUGGAGCAGCAGUAUUGGCUCUACCAGCUCCACCGUGAGGUGGACGAGUUGGAACACUGGAUUGCGGAAAAGGAGGUGGUGGCUGGCUCGCCCGAGCUGGGGCAGGACUACGAGCAUGUGACACUGCUGCAAGAGAAGUUCACCGAGUUUGCCAGCGAGACAGGCAGUAUUGGCAAUGAACGGAUCUUGGCCAUCAACCAGAUGGUGGACGAGCUGAUUGAGUACGGGCACACAGAUGCUGCCACCAUUGCCGAGUGGAAGGACGGGGUGAACGAGGCCUGGGCAGACUUGCUGGAGCUGAUCGAAACAAGGGCGCAGAUGCUGGCUGCCUCCCACGAGCUGCACAAGUUCUUCAAUGACUGCAAGGAUGUCCUCUCCCUAAUCGAGGAGAAGAAGCAACGCCUGCCGGAGGUCACGGCCCGCGAGUGCAAGGCCUCAGCUGGUACUCUGCAAAGGAUGCUCAACUCUUUUGAGCAUGACAUCCAGGUCCUGGUGGCGCAGGUGCGGCAGCUGCAGGAGGUGGCAGCCCAACUGCAGACAGUGUACGCUGGUGAGAACGCUGACGCCAUCGCCACCAAGGAGCAGGAGGUGCUGCGUUCCUGGAAGGAGCUGCUGAGCUCGUGUGAAGAUUGCCGGUUGCAGGUCACCACCACGGCCGACAAGAUCCGCUUCCUCAACUUAGUGCGGGACCUUGUUUCCUGGAUGGACACCAUCCUCUGCCAGAUCGGUGCUGGCGAGAAGCCCAGGGACGUGUCCACCGUGGAAGUGCUGAUGAAUGACCACCAGGGCCUGAAGAGUGAAAUUGAGACUCGCAGCAAGACAAUCACCGCCUGCGUGGACCUGGGCAAGACCUUGGUGCUGAACAGAAGCGCAGCCUGCGAGGAAAUCAAGCUUCACCUGGAGAAGCUGAUGACCAAGAAGAAGGAGAUGGUUGACAAGUGGGAUCAACACUGGGAGUGGCUGCAGCAAAUGCUGGAGGUGCACCAGUUUGCGCAGGAGGCAGUGGUGGCCGAUGCCUGGCUGACUGCCCAGGAGCCCCUGCUGAGGAGCCGGGAGCUGGGGAACAGCGUGGACGAGGUGGAGCAGCUCAUCCGACGCCACGAGGCCUUCCGGAAGGCGGCUGCAGCUUGGGAGGAGCGCUUCAGCUCCCUAAGACGUCUCACCACCAUUGAGAAGCUGAAAGCAGAGCAGAGCAAGCAGCCCCCCACCCCCCUUUUGGGCCGAAAGAUCUUCCCAGAUCCUGCUGAGCUGAGCACCAAGACCGCCUCCCUCCUGUGCCAGCCGCUGUUCAAGAAGGACCUCUUGCGGGGUCGGACAGAGGCCCACCCACUGCUCAGUGCAGCGGAGCCAGGGGCCCCGGAGCCCGUGGAGACCAAGGUGGCUUACGUCCGGCAGGAGGUGAAACCGGAACGGCUGCAGCCCAAGAUUGACCACCUGCAGGAGGGUCUGGGGGCUGCAGUAGGAGCCCAAGCCCAGGAGAAAGCAAGCGAGACCACAGCUGCAGCAGAGGAAGCCCUCCGAGCGGGCACCCUGAGCCGAGCUCCUGGGACCUUGCCAGAACAGGUGGAGGCCAAGGUAGGCCGUCUGGAGACGCGUCUUGACAGACCCCGAGAGCGCCAGGAACCCCGGCGUUUGCUGGAGCGGCAUGAAUCUGGCGAGCAGGAAGCACCCCGGCCAGAGCAAGCAGAGCGCAGGAGGGAGCGACGGGACCGGAGGGCAGAGCGACGGGAGUCCAGCGAGCAGGAGGCCCCACACCCUGACCCCAAAGGAGGCGGCAAAGCUACCCUGGCUGACAUCGUGGAGCAGCUUCAGGAGAAGGAAUCUGGGGUGCUGGCCCCUACCACUGUAAGUACCCUUCCUCUGCCUCGGGAAAGAGAGUCUCCUGUGCGCCUGCCCAACGGCCUCGAAGUGCUCCCAGAGAGGACACCGCGCCCAGACAGACCCCGUGCCCGCGACAGACCCAAACCCCGCCGGAGGCCCCGCCCCAAAGACCCCAACGCACCACCUGGCGAAGCCCGUCGGUCACGCUCUGCCCCUGCCCAGAGUAGCGCCCCACCCCCGCCACCCCCCACACAUACCAUCCAGCAGGAGGGCUACCUUCUCCGCAAGCUUGAGCUGGAGGGGCCAAACAAGAAAGCCGCCAAUAGAUCUUGGAUCAAUCUUUACUGCAUCCUCAGCAAAGGGGAAUUGGGAUUCUACAAGGAUUCCAAGGGCCGGGAAUCCGGGAGCACUCACGGCAACGAGCCUCUGCUGAACCUGCACGGCACCAUUGCAGAGGUGGCCAGCGACUACAAGAAGAAAAAGAACGUGCUCAAGAUCAAGACUAAUGAUGGGGUUGAAUUCCUCCUGCAAGCCAAGGAUGAGGAGGACAUGAAGACUUGGCUGUCGGCUCUGACUUCUUCCAUUGCGGAGCAUGCUGAGAUUGUCCGCUGGAGCCAGGCUCUGCUCACCACCUCCUCCACAGACGAAGGCGUCCCCAAGCGGGACACUGACCGAAGGGCCAGCACCUCCGGCAGGAAGAAAUGAGACAGCCAUCCCUCCCCCUCCCCAAGGCUGGGAGGGACAGUCCAGGCAUCUCUGCCUGCAGGCUUGCCAACAUCUCAGAACGUGGAGAGGACUGCUGCCCAGCAGGAACCCUGAUGCUGCCAAGAAGAGGGGGGCCAAAGGGGGGCAUGACUUCUCUUUGGAACUGGCGCCGGGGAGGAGAUGCUGGACCUGUGCAGUUGGGAGUGCAGGAAGAGCUGCUCCCCUCCCCCCGCUUAUGUCUGCCAGGAGCUGAGAGGCACAAUCAGGCCGGACCAAGAGCCUUUCCUUCCCUUGAAUGGCAGCAGAGAGCAGGCGCCCCACAGGCCCCGUCCCCUUUCCAUUUCCGUCUGGGUCCCAGCAGCUGGGCAGGAGGACCCAGUCCAGGGGCUCCUUUUGCCCCCCUGGCUCUGUGGAAUUGCUGUCAGCUGGGGAGGGGGAAGCAAAGUGACAGGAGGGUUGCAAUCCCGAGGAGCUGCUUGGAGGAGCCUUGCAGGACACCCCCUUGUCUUCCUCCCAGCUUCACAUCUCCCAGACAUGGUGCUACUGUGGGUGCAAAGGACAGAGUUUCUGUGGAUUCUGAGGGCUUGCUGUAGAUCCCUCUCUGUGCACGUGUCUCCUGAUCCCAUCUAUCUGCAUUCAGGCUCCCAAGGGUUACUUUGGAGGAGUUGAGUUACUCAGAAGAAUAUUGGUGCACAAUUGUUGUAGUGGGGGCAGAAAAAGGUGGGCCCUCUUUAUACUUGCCUGCCUGGGCCAACUGCCUGUGUUGGAGAGAACUUUCCCUCUGUGCUCCCCAGUUAAUUGCCUUUGCACCCCGCUCAGAGAUUUGCUUGGAUGCCAUGUUGGGUAAUUCUCUGGGAUGAUUCCCACAAAUAUGGCCUGGUGGGCUUGAGGAGCAAAUGCACUUCCAGCUGACCCUCCAGAAUUUUAGCUGGCGUCUCUGAAAAGCCUGCUGCUUUGUUCAUCGACCACAACCGGAGCACCGCUCCUUGGGCUCCUGGAUCUCCCUGCUUUCCAGGCUGAAGGAGGCUGUGCAAUGCCCGGAGCUGAGAGCACCAGGCUAGAUAGCUGCCCAAGCAUGCGUGGAGGCCUCUCACCCUUGUGAACAAGCCAUAUUCACAUCCCCGCUCCUCGCCCAGGUGCAUUUUCAUGCAAUAACACAACAGAGGAGCCAGGAAGCAACAGCUCCAGCCCUUCCAAGGCCACGGCCUGGACAGCCUCAGCAGUGGAGAGGCUGCAUGGGGCUGGCUGGGCCUUGAGUGGAAAGCCCACCCCAGACCCCGAGCAUCCUCAGCGCCCCCCCCGGUUCUCGACUGCCUUUGUCCACUGUGGCAAGGGGAUGGGAGGGUGGCUGCUCCUGAACUGGAAGCAGAGUUGCCUGUCCCUCAGACAACAGCUUGGAGUCGUGCACGUGGCCCCUUCCUCUACCUACCCGAGAAGGUCCCCCUUAGAACUCUCCUCUGCUGGGAGGCGGCAGCGUGUGAGCAGCAGCGUGGUGGCCACGGGGCUCUCAGGGAGUUACGGAGAGCCCGCAGGGAAGCUGCACGAUGUUCAGUAGCUGCACUUUGAAACUGUACCUCCUUUUGCGACACGGUAAUGUGGAUGUACACAUAUAAUCUAGAAGAAACGGAAAGGUACCUAGGGGAUCUAAACAAAAUUAAAACGUAUGUGGUGAGCCUAGAGGAAAACGGCUGCCGUGUGGCUCAAUUGUCUCUUCCCAAGGACCCUUUCACCCCAAGGAGUCAGUGCUGAGUUGAUGCCUGCCGUUGCCCCCGCCAUCCCCACAUGCUUCACUGGUAAGGAGCCAAGGCUCGGUAGAUCAUUUCUCAGAGCUGCUUCUGUGGCUGCGAGCGUAACAUCCUCGGCCUGUUGAGCCGUGGCCAAACCCAGCCUCCUCCGGACCUGAUGCAGUUUCUACAACGCUCCUCCUGGACGGAAUUGGCGCAGCUCCAGCCACUAAUGCUUCCGUGUCUCCUUCCGUCCCUCUCUGGGAGCUUCCCUGGUUCAGAAUUGUAACUGCUUUUUUUUGUCUCGUACACAGAAGGAGCCACCAAAAUUGGAACGACGGGGUCACGUCUUGUGUCUAACUGUAGCCCUGGAGACGUGGUUUUUCAGAGACCAGUUUGCAAAGGUUCCGGAUCUUAUUGCAUGAGAGGCUCAAAGGACUGCUCCUCCGCGCGCUCCGACCGCCCUAGUGCGGGCGGUCGCGUCAGGAAGAGACCCCCGGCGGCCCCGCCCGCGCAGAACUGACGUGACUUGUCCCCGCGGCGUUACGGCACCAAUAAAGGGGCGCGGCGUGGUCCGAGACUGGUUGCAACCGAGUGCUGUCGAAUCCCAUUUCUUUGCGAGGCCGCGGUCCCCGGGGUCUCCCUUCCCGGCAGAAACAGCCCGGGCUAACCCCACAAUCUGUCGCCGCCGCCGCCGCCGCCGCCGCGCUUGCUCCGGCUGUUUCUCGGAUUCGCUUCUCCCGGGAGGGGGGCGGCCGCGCGGGCUGCCCACGUUGACUCACGCGGAGCUCGACCGCUUGCGCGCGGCCGCGGACUCGGAGGCGCGCCGACGGCCGG
Messenger RNA from Python bivittatus (Burmese python), 10214 nucleotides. Lineage: Eukaryota; Metazoa; Chordata; Lepidosauria; Squamata; Pythonidae. The record is from RefSeq and is a predicted model, not a curated record.